Molecule: messenger RNA, 1404 nt
Organism: Diabrotica virgifera virgifera (western corn rootworm)
Lineage: Eukaryota; Metazoa; Arthropoda; Insecta; Coleoptera; Chrysomelidae
Product: zinc finger MYM-type protein 1-like
Exons: 2
Coding region: 1-1404 (467 amino acids)
Source: RefSeq, a predicted model, not a curated record
AUGAGUUGUAAACGUGAUUACGAGAGUGGCGCUUCCAAGAGAAAGAGAAAGAAACAGAAAGAAGAACAGUUAAAAAAAACUAAUAAAAGUGUUGAAAGUUACUUUCUGUCAUCAAAAAAAGUCAAUGAAAAGACGUUAGCAGAUGAAGCAGAAAGAGAAGACGAAAUACAACCCGAACCCAGCAGCAGUAAGUUGGAUUGCCAAAUUAUAAAUAUUCAGGAUGAGGAUGAAGUUAUGUUGGAACUGGAAACUGGUAAUAUUGAAGAUAAAAGUAAAGAAGACAGAAAAAUAGGUCCCAGUGCUGGUAAGUCAACUUACACAGUUCUUGAUAUUGAGAGGGAUCAUGACGCUGAGGUUAUAGCUUCAUUGUUAGGCAAAGAAAAUCCCACAGACAAAGGUCAUUUUGAGAAAAUCAAUUUAUCGACCACACUAAAAACAUUUAUAGUAAAAACAGGAAGUUGUCAGCCAAAAGGGCCAUUUCCAAAAGAUAGCAAAAACAGGUCUUUCUCUUCAUUUUACUAUAAUACAGAUCCAAAAGCAGGUCAACUUAAUUCUGUCAAAUGGCUGAACUACUCAACACUUCAAGGCUGUGCGUAUUGUUUGCCGUGUUGGUUAUUUUCAGACUUGGGCGAGACUAACCACGGAUGGGUUACUUGUUUGAAAGAAUGGCAAGGCUUAUCAAACAAAAUCAAAACUCACAGUACUUCAGAAAAUCACAUUCAUGCUUGUAAAGCUUUCCAUCGAUGGAAAUGUAGCAAACAAAUAAAUAAGUUGGUAGAUUCAGAACAACAAUCUCAAGAUCUGUUUUGGGCACAGGUCUUAGAAAGACUUUUUGAUAUUACCCUUACGUUGGCUAAAAAUUCACUAGCUUUUAGAGGUUCUCAAGAGCAUAACGGUAACUAUGAGGGAAACUUUUUAUCUUUAGUACAACUGUUGGCCAAGUAUGACACUGUUAUGGCACAGGUUGUAAGCAUGCCGAAGGGUCACACUAGAUACUUAAGUCAUGACAUACAAAAUCAAAUCAUUAACUGUAUGUCUUCAAAAUUGAAAGGAAAGCUCCUUGAAAACAUCAACAAAGCAAGGUUUUUUUCACUUAUUGUUGAUACAACACAAGAUCUUGGCAAGAAAGACCAGUUGAGCUUUGUGAUUCGUUAUACGAAUUUCCUUGAAGAGUUGAGGCAAGACGAAGAUGGUAAUUUUGAAGAAUAUAAGAAAUUAAGUAUUGAGGAAUCAUUUCUUGGUUUCUUCCAUGUAAAAGACGCAACUGCACUUGGACUUUCCACCCAAGUUGUUGACUGUUUACAAAACCUGGGCUUAGAUAUACACAAGUGCAGAGGACAAGGCUACGAUGGUGCGUCGGUUAUGAAAGGACCAUACACAGGUGUGCAGAAAAGACUUCAAUAA